ACCUUCUUUUUUUCCUUCUGUGGAGGCCAUGAUGGGAGCCUGAGAGUUCAGCUGGAGCCAGAGGAGCGAGAAAAGAAGAUGAUUUCCCGGGACGGAACUGUCAGAACAGGCUGUACACAUUGCUGAGCUUCGUAUAGUUUCUAUACAUCAAAGGUGGAGCCUGUCACUUUUUUUCAGAUGUGUUCCUGGCAAUCAGUCGAUGACAAUGUUGAAUCGUUAGAGGGCUUUUGGAUCGAAAAAGGAGGUAGCAUUAGCCAUUGUUGCUAGCUAGCUGUGCUAGCUAGCUAGUUAGCUAGCAAGCUAGCUACGUCUUAGUGACUGGAUACGGGUUUAGAGAACCGGUGAGUUCUCUGUCUUCUUGCUGUCAAUUGCGGCAGCUGCCAUUGAGUUUUCAGCUUGGACCUUGCCCGGCAUUCUGAAGUCUUUUCGCCUGAGGACAACUGCAUGUAUUUUAUCAGAGGGUUUUUGCAAAACGAAUUGCAAGAUUGGGAAAGUCGGGCCUGCGAGGAGCAGAGCAAGGCCCGUCUUUAUGAUCCAGAGGAAGCCUUUCUAAUCCUACCGACAGCCACCGCUACUGCUGGCUAGCACGUCUCCGUGAGGAAUUGGAAUAUUCAGCAGUCAGCGACCGAGGGCAGACCCGGUGACUGCGACAUACACGGCCAAACCACCGAUACUAAAUAAACUUGUUUUCACCAGUUACCCCAAAUAGACUCCUGUCACCUGCUACAAUGUCGUCGAUUAUAAAAGAAAUGGUCAGUCGGAACAAAAGGAGAUACCAAGAGGAUGGUUUCGACCUGGACUUAACAUAUAUCUACCCAAAUAUCAUUGCAAUGGGCUUUCCAGCAGAGAGACUUGAAGGCGUGUACAGAAACAAUAUAGAUGAUGUAGUACGGUUUUUGGAUUCAAAGCAUAAAAACCACUACAAAAUCUACAACCUCUGUGCAGAAAGACACUACGAUACUGCCAAAUUUAACUGCAGAGUUGCACAGUACCCCUUCGAAGACCAUAACCCUCCUCAGCUGGAGCUAAUUAAGCCGUUUUGUGAAGACCUGGACCAGUGGCUCAGUGAGGAUGACAAUCAUGUGGCAGCCAUCCACUGUAAGGCUGGGAAGGGCCGCACCGGAGUCAUGAUCUGCGCGUAUCUCCUCCAUCGUGGAAAAUUCCUGGAGGCCCAAGAAGCACUUGAUUUUUACGGGGAAGUCAGGACAAGGGACAAGAAGGGAGUGACGAUCCCGAGCCAGCGCCGCUACGUCUACUACUACAGCUACCUACUGAAGCACCAGCUAGAGUACAAGCCGGUGGCGCUGCUCUUCCACAAAAUGGUGUUCGAGACUCUCCCUAUGUUCAGCGGGGGCACCUGCAGGGACAGUACCAUUAAAAACAGGAGCGACCCGACCCCUCAGGGCUUCAAGAAAGGGAAUUGGCAUUGGGAUCCCCAGGUUGUGGUGUACCAGCUGAAAGUGAAGAUUCACACGUCAAACCCCACUCACACGCGGCGCGAGGACAAGCACAUGUAUUUUGAAUUCCCCCAGCCGCUGCCAGUUUGUGGAGACAUCAAAGUGGAGUUCUUCCAUAAACAGAAUAAGAUGUUGAAGAAGGACAAGAUGUUUCACUUUUGGGUGAACACGUUCUUCAUCCCUGGACCAGAGGAGAGCGGGGACAAGAUGGAGAAUGGGGCAGUGAACAAUGCAGAGAGCCAGCAGGGUCUUCCGGUGCAGGGUCUUCUGGGACUGGGACCGGGACCGGGGCACGGCCUUCAGGGGCACGGCCCUCAGGGACAGGGCCUUCCGGCACAGGGCCUUCCGGCACAGGGACCGGGAUUCAGCCGACCGGGGCAGGGCCCGCUGCAAAGUGCCGAAUGCAGGGACCCCUGGAGAGAAAACAACAGGGAGGAAAAGAAGGAAAGCAGCAAAGAAAGCGACAGGGACAAGGACUACCUCAUCCUGACGCUUAAUAAGAAUGACUUGGACAAGGCCAACAAAGACAAAGCUAACCGCUACUUCUCACCAAACUUCAAAGUGAAGUUGUACUUUACGAAAACCGUGGAGGAGCCGAACUCCGAGGCUAGUACUUCAACAUCUGUCACCCCUGACGUUAGCGACAAUGAGCCAGACCAUUACCGAUACUCUGACACCACUGACUCAGACCCGGAAAAUGAACCUUUUGAUGAAGAGCAGCACACGCAAAUCACAAAAGUGUGAACUCUUUUUAAACAGGAAAAGAAGAAAUUAUACACAAGAAAAAAGGAGAAAACUUGAAUAAAAACUCAAAAGAAGAACCUUUGUCCCUUCCCUCCCCCAGACGGCAAUACAAUAUCAUCAUGUCAAAUGCCAAUUUUAGGGAAAAAAAGAUGAAAUAUCCUGACCAAUAUAUUGUUUUGUUUAUUCUUUUUUCUCUUUGGCACGGCCAUGUACCAUGUGCGAGGUAUUGACACUGUUGCCCCAUGGGAAAAGGUGCUGUAGCUAUAAAACUGUGUUUAUAUAUAUAUACAUACAUAUAUGUAUAUACAUAUAUACAUGCAUAUAUAACAAACUUUUUUGUGUCAAAGACAAUGGAAAGAGUACCACAAUCAGGAGACAGGAGUUGAAGUGUGGGAGAAGUUAGAAUGAUAUACUAGGACUAUGCUGCUCUUCUCCUGUCUAAACCAAGGCCAGUGCUGCAGUCACUUUGUUUCACUCCCUCUCUUCUCCUCUCAUCUUUUACUCUCCCCACCCUUCAUCCCUCUUCCUUCCUAUAUUCCUUUACUGUGAAUGCUUCUUGUGCUCUUUGCAGGCCGUCUCAUGUGACUUUUGGCCUUUGUGCAGUGCAGACUGCAUGCGGGCAGUGGGUUGGGGGUGGGCGGGGUUAUAAAGAGGCUGUGAUGAUGUCUAAAGCAUUGCCAUUCCUGUUCCCACUGUGUAUAUGUUAAAUUAUGCAGAACAAGGCAUCCCAUGUAAUUGUUAAUGUUUUUUUUAUCCUAAGAUAAUAAAAAUAUAAUACACAAAACA
Archocentrus centrarchus (flier cichlid) is the source of this 2987-nucleotide messenger RNA. RefSeq names its product phosphatidylinositol 3,4,5-trisphosphate 3-phosphatase and dual-specificity protein phosphatase PTEN. Bases 729 to 2201 code for a protein of 490 amino acids. Gene Ontology annotation, molecular function: protein tyrosine phosphatase activity; phosphatidylinositol-3,4-bisphosphate 3-phosphatase activity; inositol-1,3,4,5-tetrakisphosphate 3-phosphatase activity. Gene Ontology annotation, biological process: phosphatidylinositol 3-kinase/protein kinase B signal transduction; protein dephosphorylation; cell motility. Gene Ontology annotation, cellular component: plasma membrane; nucleus; cytosol. NCBI's taxonomy places the organism in Eukaryota, Metazoa, Chordata, Actinopteri, Cichliformes, Cichlidae. The transcript is spliced from 10 exons. The record is from RefSeq and is a predicted model, not a curated record.